This is a messenger RNA of Umbelopsis ramanniana AG, 704 nucleotides long. RefSeq lists its product as uncharacterized. The record is from RefSeq and is a predicted model, not a curated record. The transcript has a single exon. Lineage: Eukaryota; Fungi; Mucoromycota; Umbelopsidomycetes; Umbelopsidales; Umbelopsidaceae. Bases 8 to 625 code for a protein of 205 amino acids.
AUCAACAAUGUACCCUUUCACGAUAUACAUCGAAUUGGCUUUAACCUACCUUCUCUCUUCAAGAAGAAGUGAUGUAAACAAGCUUCUCACUCGAAACUCUGCGUUUGCCGAUAUCCCGCCUACAAUUCAAAUCACCUCGGCUGAUCUCGGCGAGUCCGGAUCGAGGAUGCUGAAAAGGCAUACACAGGACGGAGAAAGCGACUUUCCUGAACUGUCUUGGAAUGCCGUCGAUGGUGCUGCAGAGUACAUACUUAUUUGUGAAGAUGCAGAUGUUCCUUUGUCUGAACCGAUAGUGCAUGGACUAUACUACGGAAUACCAGCAAGUGUAACCUCUUUGAAGCCCUCCGAUUUCCAGAAGUCUGAAAAAGGGUCGUACAUGUUGAAUGGAGGGUUCAAGUAUGGAAAGAAUCGUAGACAGCACGUAUAUGAUGGACCUAAACCACUCGUUAACCAUGGCGAACACCGAUACUUUUACCAACUCGUGGCGUUGAAAAAGCCAUUGCCUGACGUUGGUCCAUACCCAGACAAGGAAUCUGUGACUGAGAAAUUGCAUCAGGAGGCGAGUAUUUUAGCAUGGGGUGAAUGGGUCGGUAACUAUGAAAGGAAAUUGGAAGACUUCUCUUAAUAAAUGACAAUAGAAUAGCUAGCAUAUGUAAUAGAUGUUUAAUUUUAUAUAAAAUCACUUUUUCAUACCCUCAGAGCUU